UCAUAAGUGUUUUGUGUACUUAAAUCAUGUUUUAGUUUAGCUUAGCUUGCUAACAUAUUUAACGAAUUACUUGAAAAAGAGUUUUUUUUUAAAAUAAGGGUACCUUUUAUAAUUGACUACAUUGAUUUCCACUUUGUGACUGCUGCCAGUUGGCACACUCAGCUGUGCUAAAGCGUGGAGACGAGCAGCUCCAUUAAUUAUGGAGGACACUUUCUGCUGAAUGCAGAGCUGUCAUGGCGCUAAACUCCGCCACGGAGACCCCCAACAAAUGUGUUGCUGUGGAAGUGGAGUUCAAUGACAAUGCAGGUGAAUUGCCCAACGGCUGUGACCAGUUUGCUGUGUUGUAACACUGAUUACUGAUAAGACUUCGGACUCGAGCACCUGGUCCUCCCCCAGGAUACAAGCGAAGCUCUCCCAUAGGUGAGAGAUGAAGACCCAACAACUGGGAGAUUCUGCUAGACGUUCCCAGCACACCCUCACUACACGUUUGGGUUUCCCAGCCUUUAAACCACCCGAGGGGGCUCCAUCCACAUCUGCCGCCCCCCCCAGCAUCAUGCUAACAUCAUCAACACCUGCAGCUCGUCCUCUCUUCCUCCAUUUGUCAUCAGCCACUGGGAGUGAGAGACAGCACCUGAAAAUGAGAGCAGAGACUCAAUGCCAAAUCACGCCCUCGUCAUUGCUGGAAUGACAUCCAGAAAAGGAAGCCUGGAAGGAGGAGGGAGGGCUUUUGGACCGACACUCUUAGACAGGAUCAGGUGGAGCCCACCCCAGCUGACUCUGGGCAAGAGGUGGGGCGACACCCUGAACGGGUUCAAGCAGACACUUUUGUGCUUCUUGCGGCUGACAUUGAUGGGGACUUUGUUGACACGCCACAGUGGCGACGAGCGGAGACAGGAGGCGGAGAGAGGAUGAAGCGAUACGAGGCGGAAGGCUGCAAGCGGCGUUUAUCACCUCCGUGCACAUUGGGGCGCCAGGCGUGCGGCUCAGUUCCGAGGUAUGGGACCAAGUCACGGGGGACCAGACAUCGCCUGGCUCUCAAACUUGAUUACCGAAGCCGAGAUUGCUGCAAAGUGGCCUCCUAGCAGCAGAGUGGAUGCAGUGACUGAUGAGCAGUCUAAUGGCCCAGCCUAAUGUUUCACUGAUGGACACACUCGUCUAAGGAGGCAUUUCCAUUUCGGAGGGAUUCCGGUAGAUGAAUUUUUCCUGGUGGAAAAAGAAAUGCUGUAUUAAAAGCCAGGCUAAAUAUUGGUCAGUGAAAAGACGCCCUCUUCCUGCACGACGUGGAAGUGCAGGUUCUAGUCCCAAGAAGAGGAACAGAGAGGCGUUUAUGUGUCUCUCUCUUUCUCUGUGCAUCUGAGCUCAGCCAAUGUGCGUUCAGUGACGCAGAGCAGAAAGGCAGGAUCUUGUCUUUGGCUCCAGCAUCACAUUUAACACACCCACCCAGAUGCUCACUCGCUAAAAGACGUGCUUUCUCUUCAAGCUGCAACCCCUGGAGGUGUUCCUCUCUCUGUCUCUCCCCGCCUCUCGUUCUUCUUACCUGUCCGGGGAUAGCGGUUGUUUUUGCGUGUGGAUGAUUCGCCACUUGCGGGGACUUUCCUGUGACAUUGAAGUCCGGAUCCAUGGCGUGUGAGGACCCACGAGCGCCUCCGGACAUCCACGUUUAAGGGAUUCGUACUUCAGCGCGUCGGGGCUCCAGAACCUGUUCGCUGCGCACCGCCGAGGCGCAGAGGCGGCCGUGUGACGAGGAUGUGUGGCUUGCGCAAGUCGACCGUUGGUCUGAACCCGCUCGACCCGGGCCACCCGGACUCUCCUUGGUGUUUUUAACCCUUUAAAAUCCACACAAUUCCAGCAAAAAACUGUACUCUGAAAAAAAAAACACCGCUUGAACGCUGAAUCCUCUACUCAAGACGGCAAGUGAAGAUGGGUCCUUGGUGUUUAAUGUGUAUUUCAUUAGACUGGCGUCCAGUCUGAUCAACAUCAUCAGUGAUGUAGUCAGCCUGUGCAUCUGCGUUCUCAUCAUCUGCAGUAAAUACUCACAUCUGCUGAAAAGGGAGACCAUGAAGAUGAUCCUCCUGAGGAAAUUCCGGGUUUUGAUCCUCAUGGUGUUCUUGGUGGCGUGCUCCAUGCACAUCAUGAUAGACCUUCUCCCCAAGCUGGAGAGGCAUGGCACGGACGGAUGCUCCUGCUUGCACACGCCCAGCGAGGAGCCUCGCAGCUGGGCCAAGCAAGGCUGGCCCAACAAGCACACCCUGCGCAUCCUCCAGGACUUCAGCAACGACCCCGCCACCUCCAACGUCUCCUCACAUUCCUUGGAGAAGGUCCCGGUGGCGGGAGACAAAUCUCAAGGAUUCAGGAAGCUGGAGCUCUACGGGCAGCGUGGAGACAGGAAGAGGCAGUUCAUCCAGGACGCCACCGUGAGCAAGAAUACCCCGGUGAAAGGCUCCAGGCUGGCCGCCUUGUAUGAACACCCUUUAUACAAACGGGCCCUGCCGGCCCUCACGGAUGAAGACACGCUGUUUAACGUCAACACGGACAUCCGCUUUGACCCCAAAGCAGCAGAGCGGGAAUGGAACGGCGAAGGCAACCCAGACGAGUUCAGCCCGACCGGAGAGCUGACGGCGGACUCUUAUCCCAACUGGCUACGCUUCCACAUUGGAAUCAAUCGUUACGAACUCUACUCCAGACACAACCCUGUCAUCGACGCGCUGCUGAAGGACCUGGUCGUCCAGAGGAUCACCAGCGUGGCAAUGAAAUCGGGAGGCACCCAACUCAAGCUCAUUAUGACCUUCCAGAACUACGGCCAAGCUCUCUUCAAACCCAUGAAGCAGACUCGGGAACAGGAGACGCCUCCGGACUUCUUCUAUUUCUCUGACUUUGAGAGACACAAUGCUGAGAUUGCGGCCUUCCACCUGGACAGGAUUCUGGACUUCCGCCGCGUUCCCCCUGUGGCUGGCCGACUUGUCAACAUGACCAAGGAAAUUCGAGAUGUCACACGAGAUAAAAAGCUAUGGAGGACAUUCUUCAUAUCACCAGCCAACAACGUGUGUUUUUACGGCGAAUGUUCAUACUACUGCUCCACUGAGCACGCUCUGUGUGGCAAACCGGACCAGAUAGAAGGAUCCCUGGCCGCCUUCCUCCCAGACCUCGCCCUGGCCAAACGUAAAACCUGGAGGAACCCGUGGAGACGCUCGUACCACAAACGCAAGAAGGCAGAAUGGGAAGUGGACCCGGACUACUGCGAGGAGGUCAAACAGACCCCCCCUUACGACAGCGGGACGAGACUAUUGGACAUAAUGGACAUGACUAUCUUUGACUUCCUCAUGGGAAACAUGGACAGACAUCAUUAUGAGACCUUUGAAAAGUUUGGAAAUGAGACGUUUAUCAUUCAUCUGGACAACGGCAGAGGGUUUGGAAAACAUUCUCAUGACGAGAAGUCCAUUCUGGUUCCGCUGACCCAGUGCUGCAGGGUACGCAAGUCGACACACUUGCGUCUGCAGCUGCUGGCUAAGGAGGAAUACAAGCUGUCCACGCUGAUGGCGGAGUCCCUGGUGAGGGACCGCCUCAGCCCCAUCCUCAUCCAGCCACACCUGGACGCCAUGGACCGUCGCCUACGCCAGGUUCUGCUGGCUCUGGCUGAAUGCAUCGAAAAGGAGGGCUACACUUUCGUGGUGGAAAACGACCUCCAAGAGGACCAAUGGCCCGACCACACAGGACCGAGAAGGAGGUAGCUGGCCGAUGGACUAGAAGCUUAAUGGGACUGGAACCUGAAGUCCUGGAACUUCCUCCUGAUGUGAACUGAAUAGUGUCAGACCAGACCCAGACGCCUAAAGGUCAGAACCUGCUGACAUGUGACAGAACUUGUGACAAAACGGUGAAGCGGAUCUGAGUCUCGAGUUGUUUCUCAUCAAACAAUCUUCACGUAGAACAGCAUCACAGCAGAUGCACGAGACGAUGAUGGGUGAGAAGUCUUCUCUUUUGUCUUCUUCUGGACCUUUUUUUGAAUUCAGUGAAUUCUGAGGGACUUAAAAAUGCUCUCCCGGCUGAAUAAUAUGUUUCUACGUCCUGCUGGCAUCACAAAUGGAGAAGGAGAAGCCAGUUUGGUUUCUGAAGACUUCAUGAUAUAGAAAUAUUUUUUGGUGGAUUUACAGUAAAAUCUCUGUUAUUUUGUUUUCUAUCAUGGCUGUUCAGGCUUGGAAUUAUUUUCAUUGGAGUGCAGGUUAACUCCCGGAUUUGCCCGUCAAUGUCCUUGAGAAAGUAUUUAUUUAAAAUCAUAUUUAUUGUUUGAAAUUAAUCGGUACAAAACCAGCCUCAUGUGGUUGAAAAAUAACGUUACACCACAGUGGUGUUCUUCCUUAUUUGUCCACAAGAGGGAGACAGUACUGCGUGCAAAAGCAACGACUAGCAAGACGGGACAUGCAACAAUUUACAUAUUUCAUCAAGCAUAAAAACUGGAAUUAAAAUGGCUAAUAUUGAUGAGCAUGUUUACACUUUUUUUGUCUGUUCCCAACCACUGUUUAUUUUCUUAUGUUUCAACGUAACCUUCAACAACAGCAGCAGCCACAAUAUUAGGUACACGUCCGCAAUCUAUUGAGAUCCAAUAGAGAAUAUGACAAUAUGUUUAUUAUUGUAGUAAAACUACGCAGUAUCACACUGAGAGCUGUUUAUAAUUCUUGUAUUGCAUAUAAAUAGAUUGCGCAGGUGUACCUAAUGUUGUGUCCAGUGAGUUUGGAGUUUGGUACCAAAAGUCCAGUGUUACACAAAUGGUUUUAUAUUAUUGUUGUUUUGUAAUAUAAUUCCAGUCCAGAUGUUGUGAAUAGGGAUGCUCCGAUCGAUUAGCCACCCACUGAUCAAUGUCAUACGAUUUUUUUUGAGGAAGCACGUUAUGGGUACACGCCGAUAAAUGCCUUUCAUCGCCGAUCACAAAUUCCUGCUAGAAUAAUUUUAUGGAUUUCUUUUUCAUAUCAUAUAGACAAUAGCAGUAUGUUGUAUGUGUGUUUUUAUAUGUACCUAUUUUUUUGGGGAGCUCCCAUAGACAGCACUACAGCACAAUAGCACUCAACAUUAAUACAUAAAAAAUAUACAAUCUCCAGUAUGUGAUCGGUAUCAGCCGAAUUCACUCACGGAUGAUUGGAAUCGGAAGCAUAAACCCACGAUCGGAGCAUCCCAAGUUGUGAAAAAAUUCUUUUCGGGGAUGUAAAUUUCAUUCAUGAACAGCAGCUUAACGGCUGAGCUGUUGGUGCCAAUGCUUGCGUCUUUGGCUCAAAUUUAAUAUAUACCAUAGGAAAUUCUAGUGCCUGUGCAAUGAUAGAAAUACUUGAAUGUCUGGUUUCACAAUAGCCCAAAAUGGCUGUCGCAGCUCCUUCCCGGUAAAGAUAAGAUGGGGAGGUCUUUGUUUGUAGAAGCGAGCGCUGACUCCAUCGGUUCCAUGAAAUGUUUUUUACGGCCAUGUGUCAAUACUGUGUGUGUGUGUGUGUGUGUGUGGGAGUGGAUGGAGUCCAUGGAGAACAUGUUAUUCAAGUUCAUCAGCAGCACAUUGUUUGUGUUUUGUUUAUUUUCAUUUUUAUGCAUCAUGGUUAAAGUGCAAUAAAACGAAAUAAACCAAAGUCCUGUUUUUUGUUCCAACUAAGGAAUAGUAUAAAAACUGUCUA
This is a messenger RNA of Doryrhamphus excisus (bluestripe pipefish), 5648 nucleotides long. The record is from RefSeq and is a predicted model, not a curated record. NCBI's taxonomy places the organism in Eukaryota, Metazoa, Chordata, Actinopteri, Syngnathiformes, Syngnathidae.